This is a messenger RNA of Theileria equi strain WA, 936 nucleotides long. RefSeq lists its product as hypothetical. NCBI's taxonomy places the organism in Eukaryota, Apicomplexa, Aconoidasida, Piroplasmida, Theileriidae. The record is from RefSeq and is a predicted model, not a curated record. The transcript has a single exon. The coding region runs from base 1 to 936 and encodes 311 amino acids.
AUGUUGAAGAUGGAUGUGAAGGCAGUAGAAAUAGACAUCUCAAGAGGGUCUUCUACGGAUAGCCUUGAGGGUGAUGGGAAGUAUUACGCUAGUGGUAGUGCAAAGAUUACAUUAACUAGAUCUUAUCCUCUUGGUCUUCUUGGUUAUGAAUCUGCAACCCAUACUCCACAGGGAGAAAAGAUUGGAACUAUUAAACAUAAAGGAAAACCUCAGACAGGAUUUAAUGACAGCCUUAAAAGUGGUUCCUGUAGCUAUAUUACUGUAUAUUUCUCUAAGUUGGACCGGGAUUAUGAAAAGCCUCUUCUCAUAACAUUUGAUGGAAAGGAAUAUUACUAUUAUGCUAGUGAUGAUUAUUGGACAAAAGACGAUAAUUCUGGUCAGAUAAGUCUCCUAAAAGCCCUUGAUAAACAAAACUGUGUAAGAAGAAACGCUCAUGUAGUAAAUAUUUGUAAUAGUGAUCCACCCAGUUAUCGGUGUCCCUCAUGUGCUGAUAUGAAUAUAGGUGUCCAAUCUGUAGAUGAGAAGAACGAUUAUAAAAGAGUCACUCAUAGUAUCUCUGGAACUGACAAGAUUGAUAGUAUUAGAAACGGUAGCAGUACAAUAAUUCCAUCCCUGGGUCUUGAAAGUGUCACCGUUUACUGGUACCCUCUGAUAGAUGGUAGCCCAUUACUCAUCUGUUUAGGUGGAGGUUGGAUCAAGAGAACCUCAAAAACUAGUAAUGGCUGGGAACAAGUAAAGAAAAAUCCUCUAUCCAAUGAGAACGAUUCCCCUAACAUUCUUCCACUUCUUCAGAAAAUCGAGGAAGAGACUGAUGAAUUAUCCAUAGGAACAAAAGCAGGAAUAUCCAUUGCAAGUAUAUGUACAGGUGGAGCUGCCAUUGGUGUUGGAGUUUGGAGGGGUCCCUCUCUACUCUCAGCACUAAAGGCUGCAUUAUAA